This is a messenger RNA of Ilyonectria robusta, 1023 nucleotides long. RefSeq lists its product as uncharacterized. Gene Ontology annotation, molecular function: protein binding. The record is from RefSeq and is a predicted model, not a curated record. Lineage: Eukaryota; Fungi; Ascomycota; Sordariomycetes; Hypocreales; Nectriaceae. The annotation marks the transcript as partial. The transcript has a single exon. Gene Ontology annotation, cellular component: nucleus; cytoplasm.
UCUCUGAGCUACGAAAUCAAAUUUCCAAUAGGCGCGCAUCCUGGGAACGCUGCCUACGAGAUCGACAAGACGAAUAUGAGAUUUGUUGCAGGUGGAGCUCGUGUGCCCCAGGACGAAGUUCUAUCAGAUGAUGAAGCAGACCGAUUGAGGGCUGCCUUCAAGGAGCGAGUCGAAGCUAAGCGGAAGUGGACGGACGCAGUCGAGACCGAGCUCAUAUGUGAUGAUUUUUCGUUGAGAAAGAUAGUCAAUGCGACGAGCCAGAUGGUGCAGGGCAAGCUCCCAUAUAUUCGAGAGUACCUCGAGACCUCCCAGGAAGCGGAAAUAUUUCUUCACGGGAUCGAAUCAUGGGAGAUAUCUCAGCAUUACUCGUCUGAAGAAGAUGAUGAAGACGGCGAGGAGGCAAGCGCGGAAGAUAACACCGUUAAGACGUCGGGGACGACUGCGCUGCACAUGGCUGCAUGCGAGGCAUAUCCCCAGAUGGUUAAACUCCUUCUCUCGAAAGGCGCCGAUGCAAAUGCUGCAGACGUGGAGGGUCGAACUGCGCUCAUGGAGGCGGCGUUGUGGGGCCGGCUGGAAAAUGUGGAGGUCUUGUUGGGGUACGGAGCUGACAAGUCUCUGACAUGCGUCGAAGGUAACCGGCUUCUGCGAGCUGUUGAUUUUGCGAACCCACUGGGGAAGAAUGCGCAAUCACGAAGAGCACGCGCAGGUGGCGGUUCGAACUCUGAGCCCAUCUAUAAGGAAGAUACGUACGCGAGGGACAGGGACCGCAGAGACAUUGUCCGCCUCCUCAACGAUGCGGCAGAUGAGCCAAGCUUUCCCCAGCUAGACGGAUUCGCUUUCUGGCGGCCCCUAGGUGAUGAUACUGCGCUUUCUCUGACGACUCAAUACGGCCUGCCCUCCUUAAGGAAGACGGUUGCUCGCAUGUCUCGCGACGGAGGGCUUCCAGAAGUCUCUGCGAUGAGCGGCUGGUCGCACCUGCAAAGCGAAAGCUUCCAGGUCGCUGGAAGAGACUGGACGGACGAG